AUGUCAAAUGUUGAUAUUGAUAACGAUGGAUUUCAGAAAGUAAAAUCAAAACGUCUUUCUAAAAAUAAGCCCACUAGAAUUCCACCAAAAGCGAUACAAUUUGAUAAACGAGACGUAGUUGUAGAAGUUGAGAAAGUCUUUCAACGGAUACAGAGCGCUGUUGAAGAUUUACGUGUUUCUAAUUACUUGGGAGGCUUUCUUAAUACUGUCUAA
Messenger RNA from Arctia plantaginis, 213 nucleotides. The record is from the annotation of a GenBank genome assembly. Lineage: Eukaryota; Metazoa; Arthropoda; Insecta; Lepidoptera; Erebidae.